UUUAGCUGUCGUGCACAAAUCGUCAGCAAAACAUCGUCUGCAUAGCAGCGCUCUCACAAAACUUAACUGUCCCUUGUCCAAACCCUCUUCUCUCCGCUGUGGAACCAUCCCCAAUCCGUCCGCUCACUUUUCCGUCGCGCCGCCGCCUCCCAGUCCCCCCUUGGAGGCAACCGCUUCUGCCAUCGCCGCUGGCCCUAAUCGAGAGUUCCAACCGUCGCCGACCCCCGUCCUCCUUCCAACUCCCACAAUGGCAUCAAUAGCGAGGGUGCCGUCAAGGUGCACAGCAGAGACGGCGCGGGCCACGGUCGCGUUCGAGAUCGCCGGCUACAGCCGGCACAAGGGCCUUUUUAGAGGCAAAUUCCUCCGUUCUCCUGCAUUCUCCAUCGGCGGCUACGAAUGGUGCGUCCGCUACUACCCCGAUGCCGAGGAGAGCGAAGGCCAUGUCUCUGUCUACCUCGAGCUCUUGACCAAGAACGCCGAGGUGAGGGCGCUCUGCAGCUUUAUGCUUGUGGAUCCGGUUAAAGAGAAGUCGAUUGUGGUGCACUCUUUCAAGGAACCACGAGUGUUUAACGGUAAAUGGCCAUCAUGGGGCCUGCUAAAGUUCAUAAAGAGCACCCCUGAAGUAGAGUCCCUGUACCUGCGGAACGAUUGUCUCGUGAUCGAGUGCGAAGUCAGUGUUAUCAAGGAAACACUCGAGAUCCAUGUGCCACCCUCAGACCUUUCGGAUAAUCUUGCAAAAUUGCUAGAGGGGAAAGGAGCAGACCUGACUUUCAAGGUUCGAGGGGAGGUUUUUUCUGCUCAUAAGAUUUUGCUUGCGACGCGGUCGGCGGUCUUCGAUGCGGAGUACUACGGGCCGAUGGGGGACAAAGGGACACAUGAAAUAACUAUUGAUGACAUGCAGCCUGCUGUUUUCAAGGCAUUUCUUCACUUCAUCUACACGGAUUCAAUGCCUUCCAUGGACGAUCUCGAGGCUGAUGACAAAAGAGAAAUGGUUAAGCACGUACUUGUGGCUGCAGAUAAGUAUGCCAUGGAAAGGAUGAAGAUGGUAUGUGAACACAUGUUAUGCAAGAGUCUUGAUGUUGAGAAUGUGGCGACCAUAUUAGCUCUAGCUGACCAGCAUAAUUGCAGAAAUCUCAAAGAUGCUUGCAUUGAAUUUAUGCUCUCUUCGAAUAGAAUGAAUGAUGUGAUCGCAAGUCAAGGGUAUGUACAACUCAAAAGAUCUUCGCCUGAUAUCAUUGUAGAUGUGUUGGAGAGGGCAGCCAAGUCCCGCAAAAUUUAGUACGCCAACCUGGUAUGAGCUAUUGUUUAUCCUUCCGUUCUGAUAGAUCUUUGGAGGCAAAUCAGUUAUGUUGGGUUGGAGAAAGUAAUUAAGUCUUUCUGAAUUUAGCAUGCCCGUCCUGGCUUAGCUUCUAUCCAGUUACUUUUUACACAGCCACAUGAGAUGAGGUUGCCAUCACUUGAAGUUUCCAGAGAUCUUUAGGAGGAAGCAGUUGGUUCUAUAAAAUGUAUGUCUCCAAUGUAUUGGUUAGCCCGUCUGAUAUAAGUACAUAUGAAUCAAUGGUAGCUCACUCGUUGCCCUUUUUACUUUAGUGUCUGGCUUAUGUGAAGAAUG
Molecule: messenger RNA, 1612 nt
Organism: Aegilops tauschii subsp. strangulata
Lineage: Eukaryota; Viridiplantae; Streptophyta; Magnoliopsida; Poales; Poaceae
Product: BTB/POZ and MATH domain-containing protein 1-like
Biological process (GO): protein ubiquitination
Molecular function (GO): protein binding
Source: RefSeq, a predicted model, not a curated record